AUGGCCAGCAAGGGCUGUGUUGCACCCACCACCCCUGACUCGGACCUCGGGCCGUUUUGGUGUGGCAGCUCGGCGGGCUGGCACCAGCGAGGCCAAAUGCAGCUGGCCUGCAACGGCCCCCGAAGUGCAACUUGGUUCGCGGGCUCCACUGGCGGCAAUCAGCGGCUGUCGCCGCAGAACGACGUCAUUCCGUUUGAAUAA
Molecule: messenger RNA, 201 nt
Organism: Gaeumannomyces tritici R3-111a-1
Lineage: Eukaryota; Fungi; Ascomycota; Sordariomycetes; Magnaporthales; Magnaporthaceae
Exons: 3
Coding region: 1-201 (66 amino acids)
Source: RefSeq, a predicted model, not a curated record